AUGAAGCCUUUGAUGGGUUCAAUUGCUGAGCCAGUCCAAGAAAUAACAGUCAGCAAGCCCCCAGGAAUUCGAUUUGUGGAGUACAUAAAAAAAUCGGCUAUUUCUUACCGAACCUAUCAAGCCAUUGUCCUAAUAGUAACAUUUUUCGCGUACACAGCCUACCACGCUGCGCGAAAAACUACCAGCAUUGUGAAAAGUGCACUUGAUCCCCAAUCACCAGAUGUGAACUUGAAAUCACCCUUUUCUUGGAGGAGGGCUUAUGCACACAAGCCAUUAGAAAGCAGUAGAAAUUCAUGGGUGCUUGGAGCGGGUUGGGAACCAUUUACUGGUUCCGAUGGUACAUCGUUGCUCGGGGAACUUGAUGUGGGCUUCCUUUUUGUUUAUGCUAUUGGAAUGUUCUUCUCCGGGCACGCAGGUGAUCGGAUAGAUCUUAGACGAUUUCUGACUAUAGGAAUGGUGGGAACUGGUUUAUUCACUGCUCUAUUUGGAGUUGGAUAUUGGGCAAAUGUCCAUAUCUUCUAUUACUACUUAAUAGUCCAAAUUCUUGCUGGAUUGUUCCAAUCGACUGGUUGGCCUUCUGUGGUUGCAGUCGUAGGUAAUUGGUUUGGCAAGAAGAAGCGAGGACUUAUAAUGGGUAUUUGGAAUGCUCACACAUCGAUUGGGAACAUUACAGGGUCUAUGAUUGCUUCUGUUUUGUUGACAUAUGGAUGGGGUUGGUCAAUGGUUGUUCCUGGUCUAGGUAUAACUUUUGUCGGGAUAGUCGUAUUUCUUUUGUUGCCGGUGAGUCCUGAAUCCGUUGGAGCUGGUAUAGACGAUGAUGAUCUCCCCUUUCCGAAAAAACUAGGUGAAGAAGUCAAAGAACCUCUGUUGAAAUCAGAGGUCGAAGAGGAGUCAGCUGUUGGGUUUUUAGAAGCAUGGAGAAUUCCCGGGGUCGCUCCUUUUGCCCUCUGCCUUUUCUUUUCUAAGUUGGUGGCUUACACAUUCCUUUACUGGCUUCCUUUCUACAUUAGCCACACAGCUAUUGAGGGAAGGUAUGUGUCCAACGAGGAAUCUGGCACUUUAUCUACAUUGUUUGACGUUGGAGGAGUGGUUGGAGGGAUCCUGGCCGGCCACAUUUCUGAUCGGUUAGAUGCACGGGCCAUAACAGCCGCAAGUUUCAUGUACUGUGCAAUCCCGGCUCUGUAUUUCUACAGAAGCUACGGACACGUUUCCAUGACUGUGAAUAUCAUUCUCAUGUUGAUCACUGGCAUGUUUGUGAAUGGACCAUAUGCACUUAUAACAACUGCAGUUUCGGCUGACCUGGGAACACACAGCUCUUUAAGAGGAAAUUCCAGGGCCCUAGCCACAGUCACGGCUAUUAUAGAUGGGACAGGUUCCAUUGGGGCCGCCUUAGGUCCACUUAUAACGGGAUACAUUUCAGCCAAGAGCUGGAGUGCAGUAUUCACAAUGUUGAUGAUAUCAGCUCUAAUAGCUGGCUUGCUUCUAACGAGACUCGUUGUGGCCGAGGUGGCUGCAAAGAUUCACUCCAAUAGGUAUAGGCCUUCUACACUUGUAUGA
This is a messenger RNA of Fraxinus pennsylvanica, 1557 nucleotides long. Lineage: Eukaryota; Viridiplantae; Streptophyta; Magnoliopsida; Lamiales; Oleaceae. The record is from the annotation of a GenBank genome assembly.